This is a messenger RNA of Ochlerotatus camptorhynchus, 6736 nucleotides long. RefSeq names its product tudor (gene tud). The record is from RefSeq and is a predicted model, not a curated record. The coding region runs from base 292 to 5853 and encodes 1853 amino acids. The transcript has 8 exons. NCBI's taxonomy places the organism in Eukaryota, Metazoa, Arthropoda, Insecta, Diptera, Culicidae.
CAUUUGUUGCAUUCUGUGGGGAUAGAUCGCGAAUUCCUUUGCUCUUCCAUUAUCGGACGGUGUUUUUAGGUUAUUAGAGGAGCGAGAAAUCGGUGAAAAGCAGUGUAAUAUUGAUAGGUGAUAAAACUGGAAAUUUUGCUGAUUACCGCAAACGAAAAAACAUUAAUAGUGUACUUGGAAACAAUUCCUUUUAGUUAAGGAAAAUGUUUUAUUAGUCUCAUUUAUAAAACGAACGACAAAUUUGCAUUGUGAAAACUUGGAUAAUCCUUGACCACGUGUGGCAUCAUCGUCAUGAAGUCAAACGGUCGCUUCCAGUCCGCAAAGAAUCUUCAACCGGCUCGAUCGCUGCGUACUCCAGUCCAAAACCGCCACGGUCCGGGCAACUAUGGUCUACCAGUGGAACCGACAAACGCGUAUCAGCAGCAAAGCACCUAUCAACCAGGUUUUAAUGGUAACGGUGGGGGAGGUGUUUACGGCACCAAUAAUGGCUAUCGGUCACCGCCAUCGGCAUCAGUGACAAAUGGUUUCAGAGGACACAAUAACCACAACAACAACAUCGGUAAUGGCUUCCCGGCAGCGAAGGGUGGUCAAGGUCAUCGUCGCCACGAUGUACUCCGCUCACCCAAUACCAGCUUCGGAAGCAAUGUUAGCUUGGCCAGUAGCGGCAGCGUUAAGGAAAUUCCGACUAUUGUCACGUUCAGCUCUAUCUCGUUGCAAGUUGGAUCCAUUCACGAGAUUUACGUUUCGUUUGUCGAAAAUGGACCAAAGCUAUUCACGGUUCAACUGAAGGCCAAGGAGAACUCGCUCACUAAGAUGAUGGGAGCGCUGGAACGGAUCUCGUUACGAAAUCUCAUUCAUAAGCCUACGCUGGGAAUGGCAUGCAUUGCUCGGUACUCCGAGGAUAAUGUGCUGUACAGAGCUUUAAUCAUGAGAAUUAAUGUAGACUCUUGUCUGGUGUCGUACGUAGACUUUGGUAAUUCGGAAAUAGUUGAGUUCAAGAAUCUGUACGAAAUUCCCCAAGAGUUCCUUAAGAACAAGGUAUUCUCGAUGAGAUUUACGCUGUCGAAUGUAAAAACCCUGGAAGAUACCAAUGCAGAUAUUGCAGGAUUAUUUUCCUCUUUGGUGGUCAAUAAGGUGCUUAGCAUGAAGGUGAUGCCGCUUGAGGGACCAGCUUUCGUACAGUAUUGCGAGCUAUACGAAAACAAUGAGAACAUAUUUGAAAAAUUGCUCAACCUCUGCAAGUCUAAACCGCUCAAGUAUCCGGCCGCUAUCACAUUGAAUCGUGGCAGUAACUGCAUGAUUAUCAUUCGAUACAUUGAGUCAUGCCGGCAGUUCUAUGUACAACCGUUGGAAAAUGUCGAAUGUUUCGACAAAUUGAUGGACCAGUUGGCGGACUUUUGCCGCAAAAGCUCGACAUUCAAUGUGAUGAAUAUUGGAGAUACAUGUGCUGCCUGUCUGAGCGAUGACGAGUGCUACAGAGCAGAGGUUGUAAGCGUUGCGGGCAGUAAGGUCAAAGUUCGUCUUGUUGAUUACGGAAAUACCAUCAUAAUUGAGAAGAGCCAGGUUAAGCGUCUGACGCCGAAAUUCGUCGAGCAGCAACCGCAGGUCGUUAAGUGUUGCUUGGAAGGAUUUCAGGAAAUAAACGACGACAAUCUAUCGACUGCUCAACUGGAAAUGUUGGGUGAGAAUGAAAUUGGUGAGAGGAAACAAUUCAGACUGAUCGUCUCCGAUGUUGUCAAUGGAAUUGCGAUCGUUAAUCUGGUGGAUGAAGCCAGUAUUCCCGCUCUGAACAUUUCCAAACGACUGCUGAAGCUGAACAAUCCGGCAAAGUUCAUGAAAGAGCAGAUGCAGCAACAGCAGAAGCAACAAACCGCCAGCAAACCUCCAUCAGUCUUCCAUUCAUCUCCCCCAUCGGUGGCACACCAAGCACCGUUGUUGCCGACCUAUCAGGCCCCACCGGUAGCUAUUCAUCCACUGAAUCCAUUCCACUCGUCAUCGACCAUAUCGGAAGUUCCGAAUCUGUCGCAAACAACUCCACCGAGAAUGGCAGAAAGCGAAGUCAUUGAUCUGACCACUGACGAAUGGCCAGGAGCCAAUGUUCAACCACUUGGGCAUCACAGUUCUGGCUAUGAGGAGCAACAUUAUCUUAACAGUGGAAGUAAUAGCAAUGGAAGCAACCGCGCCGGAGUGGCAUCAAGUAAUCGCAGCGGACGCGACAGUAUGAACACUAGCCGUGAUGCCAGCCAGAGUAGCAGUGGUUUUGGCGGUACCAAAACGGAUCGCUUUAAACGACCGGACAUUCCGCGUUUCAGUAACAGAAAUCAAACGCCGUACUUCAUCGAGCAUGACGAUCGAUGUGAUAAUCAAAAUAACUACGAUCAGCUGGAGAAAGGCCGCAGUCGAGAUAAGCCCGUUGCGGUGCAACGCAAUAACCGUCACAGCGGAAGUGCAAGCGGAAGCGAGUCUGGAUUUAAACAUCAAUCUGGAGACAGAGCUAACUACUCUCAGGACAAUUGGAAGUCAUCUACUGUUAGCAUAGAGUCCACCGAGGAUUACGUAGCGUACGACUUCGCCUUUACCGAGCAGGUGAUUCCCAUGAAUACGAAAGUCGACAUCAAGCUAAGCUGGUGGACUUCGCCGGAGGAGUUCUACGUUCGCAUGAAGGAUGAAGAGAGCAAAUUCGAGGACAUGAUGAAACAGAUUGAAAAAUUCUACCGAAACAAACCGGCUCUGAGCGAGGUUCCCCCUGUUGGCUCAACGGUGAUUGCCCGCUAUCAAAAGCACAACACAUUCUACCGAGCGAAGAUACUUAAGUAUAACGAAUCGCUCGGCAAGAUCAAAGUGGAGUUGGUUGAUUGUGGCAACCGAGCAGUCGUGACGAAUUCUGACCUGUGGAAACUGGAGCGCCGGUUCGUGAAACUGCCUAAGCUAGCCAUUCAGUGUACGUUGGAUAACAUUAAAAUCAACUGUGACGUCAAGGAGCUAGUGAACAAGAUCAACAAGUACAUCAGCAACGAUCAACCGGUCCAGAGCGUUUUCUUAGACAAGAGCGAGGAUAAGUAUCUGUGCGAUGUGGAAACGCAAGGAGUAGAUCUCAAGAUGGCACUUUUGAAGGACAAUUUGAUUGCGCAGAUUUUAACUGACAUUGAUCUCAACCGACUGAAGGGCCAAACUCUCAAGCUGAAGUUGGUGGAGAUGAAAAGUCUGGACCAAUUCCGAGUAAAGAUCCUCGGUCACGAUGCAAUUCUCAAUUGUCGCAACGUAGAGUCCGCAGGGUACCAACAAUCGUUGGCGGAUGAAAUUCAGUCCAAAUGGUUGGAUCAGUACUGCUUUGGUCAGAUCGAAGAUGUAUCAAAUGACGAGAGAUUGAUACUGACGCUGCUGAUUCCACCUUUCUCCAGCCAGGCGCAACCGACGAUCGUUGACAUGCCGAUUCUACAAAGCAAGUUCAUCGUUAUGGUCACGUACGUACACGAGGUGAACUGCGUCUGCGUUCAGAACACCAAAUGGGCUGACGAAAUCGGAAUGCUUCUGGACGAUAUGUACGAUUACUACGAAAAAAGUGGCGAAGUGAUCACCAAUCUCCAGAUGAACGAGCUAUGCGCAUCCAAAUCAAAAGAUGGGAAUUGGUACCGGUCGAAAAUUAUCUGUCUGCAAGAAAUCGAUAACAUUGAGGUGCUUUUCGUUGACUACGGUAAUCAGGAGCGGGUCAAACAUGAAGAUCUGAAGGUGUUGGAACCGCAGUUCCACGAGUAUAGUGCCUUUGCCCACAAGGUGUAUCUACCGAUGACUUGCCUAAACGAAGGGGAGGAAGAUAAGCUCAAGGUGGAAAUCUCCAAACUAUCCGGAGAGUAUGAGAUGGAGCUGAAAGUGCUGGACUAUAGGAACGGUAUCUGGAUCGUUGAUAUCACGUCCAACGACUACAGCAUCGUGCAGGCGCUGAAGGACAAGCAACUUGCGAAGGACUUGGAUCACGAAGAGAUCGUGAAUAGGAAGACAACUGUGAUUGACAGUACGGAGAUUACCUCGUCAGGUGGCCAACCGGAGGCAGGAGAGGAGGAACAAAUAAACCAAAAAUUACAGGCUUCCAUAAGCCACGUGGACAAUCCGAAUCAGUUGUUCUUACAAAUGAAUUCCGAUUUGGAAGAUUUACAUCAGCUGCAGGAAAAUUUGCAGAUCAUUGCACAGGCCUUACCAUCGCUGAAGGAUUUCUCAGUGGACCGUUACUGUAUCGCUCCAUACUCAGCGGAUGAUUUGUGGUACCGUGCCAAGAUCAUCGACAGUCACGAUGAUUUGAUUAUCCAGUUAAUCGACUAUGGCACUAGUGAUGUGAUAACUAGUAAUAAGAAACACGAACUGAAGGACGUUAACGAAAGUUUGAUGAAGUUUAAGAUUUUUGCGAAGCAGUGUUCUCUGUUGGUUGGGCCAGCUAUGGGAAAGAGCUGGAGCGAAGAGGCUACCAUGAUUCUGCGAGAACUGAACGAGGUGGACGUCCAAUUCCUAGUGGAAUGUGAAGGAUUGAAUUACAUCGAAUUGAAAAGUGGAGACCGUGAUUUGGCAGAGGAACUUAUCGCGAAAAAACUUGCUGAAACGAUGGAAUACGUUCCAUCGGGACAACUUUGUUUUACGAGUCACACUGAAUCGAUUCGGGAAUUUUAUUUACAACUAGAGCGGGACAUACUCCAGCUGGAUUCUCUCGUAGAUUAUAUGGCGAAGUUUGAAGAAUUCCCGUGUGUACCACAACCCACUGUUGGCUCGAUCUACGCAGCAGAGUUCCCGGAUGACGGUCUAUGGUACCGUGCUCAGAUCUUGAGCAUUCUCGGAGAUCAAAGCUUUGAAGUCUUCUUCCUUGAUUACGGAAACACGUCGGUGGUUACUAACGUGCGAGCACUGGAAAAAUCCGUCGCUGAAUUACCGCUACUUUGCACCAAAUGUAUUCUAAGACUUCCCGACGGUGUCAAGAUGUGGUCGGACGAGGCUGAAACGAAGUUCAAGGAAAUUGCUGACAUGGGAAAAACGGUGUUCACGGUUCAGCUUCAUAGUCCCGGACUAGCUGCAACCGUUGAUCUCUUCCUCGAUGGAAAUAACAUCAACGAGCAGUUACUCGAUCUUUGCGAAAAGGGCUCAGUCAGUGUGAUGAACUCGAGUUUCUAUCUGAACGAAGAGAAAACUCUUGAUAACAGUUUUCCAUCGGAGGGAUUCGUUAUCGUCAGCCACGUCAAUUCGCCGGCUGAUUUCUACAUUCAAUUCAAGGACUCGUUCAACGCUCUCAAAAACAUGGAGGAACUUCUAAUGAUCACAGCAGCACAGAGUGAUCGGAUGGUUCAUGAAGACGUUGUCGAAGGAAUGUUCUGUGUGGCUUAUUCCAAGGCCUACGAUAAGUACCACCGGGCUCAGAUAGUUUCAAUCGGCAGUCACCAGUACAAGGUGCUUCUAGUCGACCACGGCUCCACCACAUUUGCCACUGAGCUUCGGAAAAUGCCCGUAGAAAUCAAGCAGAUUUCCGUACUGGCUAAGAGAUGUUGUCUCGAAACCUAUUCCCUCGAUUCUAGUACGCUGGAAGUGGCGAAGCAACGGUUCGUAGAACUGAUCAAAUUGGCCAGUUCGUUUUCGUUCGAAAUUGUCCGAAACGACAUCGAACCGAACAUCGUUCGUCUCUUCACCGAAGACGGACGCAAUGUGGAGGAUUUGCUCGAAUGCGAAGAUGAGGAACAAACUCUCAAAGCCCCGACGGCAUCGAAAAUUCUGCCUCCUCCCACACCGGCCGAUCUGACUAAAACGUUGCACCGCGCGAAACCGAAGCAGGCCUUCUUCCGCGAGAAAAGUGAUCUAGACUUUAACGUACUAAGUUGAAACGACAAAUGAGACGAACCAAAAUUUAAAACGAGAUUGUUGAUAUCAAACGAAAAUUAUCCAAAAAAGAAGUUAAUAAUUCGAAUUUUUAGGCUGUAAGGAACGACCGUCAGGAAACCCUGAACUUAUUAUUUAGUGAAUGGAUCCCUCAUAAGCGAUUGAAUUGUUCUUUUAGUUGUUUUUCUUCUUCUUCUUUUUAAAUGACGUUCAAUUGCACAUUGUUACUCAUUUAUUUAUUCACCUGCACUCGAAGUUGUUACAUUUUUAAUUGGAAAUUAUUACCACGAUAAACAGUCAAAAUCAAUAAACGUCCAAAGGAGGAACAAAAUGUUUCCUUAAGGCCUAAAUAACACGGCAGAGGCCUUAUUUAUACUCUUAAAACACCUGUUAACCGAACUGAUCUUAUGAUUUCUAGCUAGUAUGUAACGUAAAAUGCCUUUUAGAAUUAGAAAGCAAGCAGACAUACGAUUCCUUCAACCAGUUUAUAAAGUAGUAUUAUAAACAAAAAGAAAAUCACAAAUCAGUGCGUAACAUUUCAAAAAGGCAUGGCCUUUGUGGAUUUCCUUUUCGUCCUUUUUAAAUGGUACGCAACAUUUCGACGCGUAGGGGUGUACUGGAGGUGAAAAUGAACAAUUAUUGACGUUCUUUUGAACUGAAACAUUUUAGUUAUUCUGAAGAAUUCUGUCAACGCUGCUAUAAAAAGAAAGUGUUUAUUUUACCUCUAGUGCCCCUCCUCACUUGUAUUCUACGUAAAGCAAUAAGAAAAAGAAACAUCGUUGUGUCACAGUAACACCACACAAAUAGAACAAAAAAAAAUUACAUGCAAUGCAUAUACGAAAUGCCUUAACUGAAUAUUUAUUAUAUUUAAUAAAAAUAAAAAUGA